This is a messenger RNA of Malania oleifera, 868 nucleotides long. Its product is annotated as coatomer subunit zeta-2-like. Bases 118 to 672 code for a protein of 184 amino acids. The transcript is spliced from 6 exons. Lineage: Eukaryota; Viridiplantae; Streptophyta; Magnoliopsida; Santalales; Ximeniaceae. Gene Ontology annotation, biological process: retrograde vesicle-mediated transport, Golgi to endoplasmic reticulum; intra-Golgi vesicle-mediated transport; intracellular protein transport. Gene Ontology annotation, cellular component: COPI vesicle coat. The record is from RefSeq and is a predicted model, not a curated record.
CUAACGGUCCAGCGGUUGCCACGCUUUUUUCCCGAGAGGCCCUAAGCUAGUCCUCCGCCCGACACUUUUGGAAGCCUAAAACCAAAUCUGUAAACUUCGUUCUACAAUUCUUCAUCAAUGGCGAAUUUGUCCAUCCAUCAAGAGUCAUGCCCUUCAAUAAAGAACCUUCUUCUUUUGGAUUCCGAGGGUAAGCGUGUGGCCGUCAAAUACUAUUCCGAUGAUUGGCCAACAAACAGCGCGAAGUUAGCUUUUGAAAAAUCUAUCUUCACUAAAACUCAAAAGACAAAUGCUCGGAAUGAAGCGGAGAUAGCAAUGUUUGAGAGCAGCAUUGUUGUCUAUAAGUUUGUCCAGGACCUGCACUUUUUUGUGACUGGUGGUGAUGAUGAAAAUGAACUAAUCUUAGCAGCUGUUCUUCAGGCAUUCUCUGAUGCUGUUACUCUCCUCCUCAGGAAUAAUGUUGACAAAAGGGAGGCUCUGGAGAACUUGGAUCUCAUUCUUUUAUGCCUUGAUGAGAUUGUUGAUGGGGGGAUGAUUCUUGAAACAGAUCCCCUUGUUAUUGAAGGGAAAGUAGCUAUUCAUAGCUUGGAUGCUGUUGCACCGUUGUCUGAGCAGACUAUAACUCAAGCAUUGGCCACUGCACGUGUACAGUUUGCAAGAUCUCUUCUGAGCUGAUGCAUCUUAGUUCUCAAGACGAAACGCGUUGGCCUUUUCCCCCCAAGUUUCUUUGGUCUUGAUUAUUUUUUAUCGCAUUGACCACAUUUGUUCAUUCAUUGUUAUCUUGUUGGUUGAUGAUAAUCAUGCACUAGGGCUUUUUUAUGGGCUCGUUUGUGCAUUCAAUAAUUGAGUUGCUUGGAGAUUUUGCCGUUCA